This is a messenger RNA of Symbiodinium pilosum, 2311 nucleotides long. The record is from the annotation of a GenBank genome assembly. Lineage: Eukaryota; Dinophyceae; Suessiales; Symbiodiniaceae.
AUGGCCGAGCUAUUGGCGCCUUCAGUGGAUGACGAGCAGCCAAACCCCGAGUCAAGCCAGGUUAGGCUCAACUUGCUCGAGGUUCCGCCUCUGAACUUGCCGCAAAAUUUGCUGAAUUUCAUGGAGCGGGAUGAGAUGAAGGAGCCAACAAAGCCUGCGGACCUGCUGAUUCCCCUCACGCCGCUCAACGAGGAGCACGCUGUGGAAGCAGCGCAAACUGAGCGCGCAGGUCAUGGGCGCUGCAACAAGAGGUUCCGGCCCUUUCUGCAGAAGCCUGCUCGCUCCGCGAGGAACAGCGUGGAUCUCAAAUCGGCGAGGAUGGCGCAGAACCAACGCCAAAGAGAUAUGUCUCCCAUCGAAGCUGCUCGUGAAGCUACAUCUAAGCAGGCCAAGCGCAAGUCUCGGCGCGGGCGAGGAAGCGAAGUGGACCGCGAACAGCUGCCACUGCACCGGGAGAUUGACACUGGUUGGCGGGAUCUGCUGUCCGAGAUCGCCACUUCCUCCCGGAGAGUACGUCUGGCUCGAGGCGGCCAAACAACCAUCUUACCCCAGUCGCCGAUUGCUAGAGAGAGUCCGUCGCCUUUCCUGCGCUCUCCGUCCCCAGAUGAACUGCAGAGUCUACCAGAGCCACCGGAGACGGGUCGCGCGCGUUCACGAACGCGUUCGAGUGCUGCCUCACCAUCGGCUGCCUCGCCUUCGCCGGCCCCGGAUGAGGUCACGUCUAAUGCAGUGGCCUCCCCGCGACCAGAAUCUGCAGAGGAUGAUGGUCUGUGGCUCUCCUACCGCAUCACGGAGGAGAAGGUGCCGACCGCCAUCUUGACGAAGCUGUGGAAGCUUGCUGUGGACCCACGCAAGGACGAGGGAAUUGUCCCACUGGAGCGUGUGCCCAGGCUCACAGUCACGAAGCGAGAGGUUCAGGCACUGCCCUCGGUGCAGGACAUCCUCCAGUGGCGGCGUGACAACAAGCGUCGACGCGAGCAACGCAAGCUGCGAAGAGAGGCAGAGCGGAAUCCAACCUUGGAUGAGAUGCUCAUUUCCAUUUUCGGAGAACCAGAGAUGGAAAAGCUGUUUCUGGCCGAAACCCACAUUCAACAGCAGCGAUCUUGUGAGAUGCUGGAGGCUGUCAUUCAGGAGAUUUCUUCCCCCCACGCUCCUACCUUCAGUGCAAGGCAACGCCAGGCACUCGAGGAUGAGCUGACGCUUCUAAGCGAGGUGAAGCAGCUCUUGACGGACGAUGUUGUGGACGCCACGAAGGGCUUCCAUGCUCUGGAACCCAAGCUGCUGGGCUACCUCCGACGCGGGCGCCGAGGGGCCUUCGACGAGGGAAAGGCUUCAGCAAAGCUGGCGCUCUCAGUGGCAGACCUGCAAGCGAGGCAGGAUAAGAACGUGGUUCGCAGUAAGAAGCUGCGCCGCGUUGUGGAGCACUCACGGGCCCUGCAAGCGAUCUCACCCGACACUGCUAUUGAGAAGCAUGAAAAAGCAGCUCAGAGCCAUAUGCAGGAGGUGGUGAAGACUGUCACAUCUGUCUUUGAGAAGUGUGAGAAGCGAGCACAUCGCUUCCAUACAGCUUUCGUGCGUCGACAGGGAAACCUCAGCGAGCGGCUCCAGAGGAGGGUCAAGCGCAUCCAGUACGACCACACAGAGAUUCAGCAGAUGAAGGAGCAGUCAAUAUUGCCCAGUGUCAUCGGCCAGCCGCAAUCAACCUCGGAGAAUGCGACUAACCUCUCCGUGCUUCAUUACCUGAAGCCACAUCGAGUGCACGUGGAGAGAAAGCGGCAGGAGGCCCACUCUAUCUACAUGGCCCAGGUCGAGAAGAUCCAGCACUACCAGAGGCUGCUGGCGGAUCCGAACCGGGAACCAGAACGGGGUGAGGUCUACCUCAGCCGCUGCUUCCGCCAUGUCCUUGCUGCUGGUCUGGCAGUAGACACCGCUUACUUCUUUCGGGUCCUCUGUCAGAUGGAGCCCGAAGACUUUGAAAAGACGUACACCGUGAACUUCUUGGCUGCCUGCUGUGAUGCCUUCAGCAUCUCCACCAGAGACUACUUCAGCUUCUUAGGCUUGAGGGGGCUGCCCUGCAUGAGUCCCAAGCCUGGCCAAACACAGGCGCUCAGCUAUGACGAGACGGCAGCUUGGGAUCAGCUGCACAUUGCCCCGGCCGAGCUGGAGGACUUGACUGGCGAAGCAUGGGCAACUCCACUUCCCCUGUGCCCAGUGCUCCCUACAGAGACUCCCCGCACCUCAGCGUUGGUCAGCCGGGACGAGCCCUUGCUAGGCAUCCUGGAGUCUGAGGUGUUUGACUCAGUCCUGCAUC